This is a messenger RNA of Acanthosepion pharaonis, 531 nucleotides long. The record is from the annotation of a GenBank genome assembly. Lineage: Eukaryota; Metazoa; Mollusca; Cephalopoda; Sepiida; Sepiidae.
AUGUUCCGUGUCCGGAAACCAACUCCAAUCGAUCCAGAAGAAUAUAAACAACUGAAGUUUCUUUACAACGCUUAUAGCACCCACAUGAGAAGUUUAAGGCAUUUUUUCUUGAUGCAGCUGCAAGAGAAGAUAAAACAGACUGAAAUGAUAAAGAAAACAGAUUUUAGUGAAGAUAUUCAAGAAUUUGAACAGUUGCUAAAAGAAAAUGAGCUUUGGAAUGAAGAAGCUAAAAAGAUCAGAGAAGUGGACAUGGCUAAGGCACAAGCAGAAGCUGAAUUGGCUCAGCUGAGUAAAAAAGAAAGAUUCGAACGAAGGAAACUGAAUAAAAUCCUGGCUGCAGAAGAAAAAGUUAUGAAAGAAAGGAACACCAUCUUCAUUCUAGAAGAGAACUUGGAUCAAGAAAUUGAAAAAGUCAUUGACGCCCGAGUAGAUUAUAAUUUUGCCAUUGACAAACAAGGAAAUGUUAUCAAGAGUGAAAUGGAAUCACUUGGUGACAAGAAGGACCAAGAAAGUGAAAUCGAUAAAUCAUGA